Messenger RNA from Daucus carota subsp. sativus, 2735 nucleotides. RefSeq names its product pentatricopeptide repeat-containing protein At5g39350-like. Bases 236 to 2281 code for a protein of 681 amino acids. Lineage: Eukaryota; Viridiplantae; Streptophyta; Magnoliopsida; Apiales; Apiaceae. The transcript has a single exon. Gene Ontology annotation, molecular function: protein binding. The record is from RefSeq and is a predicted model, not a curated record.
UUUGUCUGUCAUUUUGGAUGGACGAGUUGAAAUAAAAGAAAAUUGAAUAUUUUAAAAUUGUAACAUUAAAAUAUAGGUUAAAUGCCUAAACAUAAAAACAUAUAAUUCAAGAAGGUUUGAAUUAAUUAUCCCAUAAAAAAGCUGUUGUUUAUGGGUCAGAAAUCAUGGAUUUGUGAGGUGCUUGUAUUUGUAAAUAUCAUCACAUUUGGAGCCAUAUUCGACUAGUCCAAGCCAAAUGAAUGGCAAGGCAUUUGAAGCUGUUCACAAACUGAAACUUCUUCUUCUUACAACUGCAACCAACACAGCACAAUGCAGGUCACUCUUACUCCAUUUCGCCGCCGUCAAAUCUCUUACAAACACCAAACAACUCCAUUCCAAAAUCAUAGCUUCCGGUCUGCUCACCUCAAAAGACUCCUUCUACAUAUCCUCACUCCUAACUUCGACUUAUGCAAGCUGUGGCCACGUUUCAUAUGCACGCCACCUGUUUGAUAAAUUGCCUUACCCAACUUCGCGGUUGUUUAGUGCUAUGAUUAGAAUGUAUGCGAAAUGUGGGCUGGCUUAUGAUGCUCUCCAGCUCUUUGUGGAAAUGCUUGUUUCUGGGUAUGUUUUGCCCGAUAAAUUGACGUACCCUUUUGUGAUUAAGGCUUGUGGGGACUCGUCAUGGAUUCGAUUAGGUGUUGUGCUUCAUGGGUUGGCUGUGGUUAAUGGGUUUGACUGUGAUGUGUUUGUGGGUAAUUCUUUGUUGGCAAUGUACAUGAAUUGUGGGAAGAAAGAGAGGGCUAGGCGGCUUUUUGAUAAGAUGGGUGAACGAAGGGUGGUUUCGUGGAACACGAUGAUUAGUGGUUAUGUUCAGAAUGGGAGUGCAAAAGAGGCUUUACUGGUUUUCAAAGAAAUGGUGAAUGGCGGGGUUGAAGUUGAUUUGGUUACAAUAAUUUCGGUGUUGCCAGCUUGUGGGUAUUUGAAGGACUAUGAAGCAGCAAAAUUGGUGCAUUUGUUGGCGGAUGAGAAGGCUUUGGGGGAUAAGUUACAUGUUAGGAACGCGUUGGUUGAUGUGUAUGUAAAAUGUGGUCGAGUAGAUGAGGCACGUAAGUUUUUUGAUGAUAUGAAUGUAAGGGAUGUUGUGACGUGGACUACAAUGAUUAAUGGGGUUAUUUUGAAUGGUGAUUUUGAAAGUGCAUUAAGUCUUUUUCCAAUGAUGUUAUUAGAAGGUGUGAAGCCAAAUGCGUUUACUCUAGCUUGUCUUUUGUCAGCAUGUGUGGGUUCCCAGCACUUGAAGUGCGGUAAGGGCUUUCAUGGGUGGGCGACGAGGCAUAAGCUUGAAUCUGAUGUUAAUGUAGAGACUGCAUUAAUUGAUAUGUAUGCAAAGUGCAAUUGUGUCCAUCUUAGCUUUCGAGUUUUUGGAAAAACAUCAAAAAAGAGACAAGUGCCCUGGAAUGCAAUUAUCUCUGGUUGUGUCCGCAAUGGCCUGGAAAGAGAAGCAGUAGUACUUUUUAAUGAAAUGUUGUCGAAAGGUAUAGGACCUAAUGAGGCAACCUUGAAGUGCGUACUUCCUGCUUACUCCACCCUAGCAAAUCUUCAGCAAGCAAAGAAUAUUCAUAGCUACCUCAUAAAGUCCAGGUUUCUUACAAGAGUUGAAGUUGCAACUGGUUUAAUUGACAUAUACUCAAAAUGUGGAAACUUAGAUGACGCGUAUAUGAUCUUUGAUGGGAUUCCCUUGAGUGAUAAAGACAUAUUUUUGUGGAGUGUGGUAAUAGCUGGAUAUGGAGCGCAUGGGCAUGGAAAGACUGCUCUUACUCUUUUUAAUCAGAUGGUUCAAUCUGGUGUUGCACCGAACGAAGUCACUUUUACUUCUGCUCUGCAUGCUUGUAGCCAUGCGGGACUGGUGGAUGAAGGUCUUUGUUUAUUUCAAUUCAUGCUACAAAUCCAGCAUAGCAUUCCGAAGGCUGAUCACUACACUUGUAUUGUUGAUCUGCUUGGUCGUGCGGGCCGACUUGAAGAAGCUCAUGAACUAAUUAGGACCAUGCCUUUUCAAGCCGAGCAUGCUGUUUGGGGAGCAUUGCUGGGUGCAUGCGUAAUUCAUGAAAAUGUAGAACUCGGGGAGAUAGCCGCAAAUAGGUUAUUUAAGCUUGAGCCUGGGAACACUGGGAAUUAUGUGUUACUGGGAAAGAUUUACUCUGCAGCUGGAAGGUGGAAAGAUGCGGAGAACAUUCGGUAUAAUAUGAAUGAUAUAGGAUUAAUAAAAUCGCCAUCUAACAGUUUGGUUGAGGUCAGAAAUAUGUAACGCUCAAGUAAUCAAAGUCCCCAUCAAACAGUUAAUUAAUGUCAGUAGCUCAGCUUUGUAUAGUUAUGCUCCCGGCACAGUUUUAUCAACUCAAAUCAAACUCAGAAUCAUUGUAUUGAAUUUUUCACAUCUUACUAACAUACUACUGCAACUUUAAGGUUCGAGUUUUAUUAAAAUAAAUUAUUAAUUUAAAUACAUAUAUAAUUAUAAUUAUAAAUAUAUACAUAGGUGAGUGUAAUAAUUGUAAUUUAUUAAAAAGUUUUUAAAAUAGAGAAAGAUGAGUUUGUUUUUAUAUCCGGCCCCGUAGGAGCGUACAGACUAACAUACAUGUGAGUACAAUAAUUAUAAUUUAGCCAAUUUUUUUUACAAAAUACAAGAAAGAUGAGCUUGUUAUUGCCUUCACCUUGUUCUUCUUCAUCAUCAUUCCAACUUCCAGUUACAGGAGCAGCAGCAG